Molecule: messenger RNA, 2890 nt
Organism: Peromyscus maniculatus bairdii (prairie deer mouse)
Lineage: Eukaryota; Metazoa; Chordata; Mammalia; Rodentia; Cricetidae
Source: RefSeq, a predicted model, not a curated record
AUGGAAAGAACCAAGAAGCAUCUGGCACUUGGAGAAGUUUCUAGCAACUACUGCAGUGACUAUUUCAGGGGACCUGGCAGCACAGACACAGCCUACCACAGUAAUCACACUGGCAUCUCACAUGCAAUAGCCGGAGCUGACACAGUAAAGCAGCUAGACGUGUGCCUGGCUGAAGUCGCUGUCCCCACAGUCACUUAUGAGCCUUCUGUCAAGCUCACAGCCGAGGUCCAUGCUCUUCUCUUUCUAGAUGAGCGGAGGGACUCAUGGGGCUUGGAGAAGACAACUGUGAUCAUGACAUCGAUGGGCAACAAAAGGACAACAAAAGAAGGAUUCGAUGAUUUGAGAUUCCAGAACUUCUCUCUGCUGAAAAAUAGGUCAUGGCCACACCUCAGCAGUACCAAAGGCCGGUGUCGGGCGGUUCUCGAACCUCUUCCGGAUCAUAGAAGGAACUUGGCUGCAGUCCUGGAUGGAGGAAAAUGCCACAGUGAUGAUGACUAUGAAGAUCCUGAGCUCCAGCUGCUAAAGGCAUGGCCAUCCAUGAAAAUUUUACCAGCCAAACCUAUACAGGAAUCAGAAUAUGCAGAUACACGCUACUUCAAGGAUAUGAUGGAGGCUCCCCUUCUGUUACCUCCCAAGGCUUCUGUUCCCAUUGGGAAGCAAAUCUGGAAUAUAGGGAUGAGGCGACAGGAAGAAGUCUUUUACAGGGACAAGCCCAUCUCCAAGGAUGUCAGAAGCCAACGCUUUAAAGGAUUCAAAUACACAGAGGUGAACAAGAUUCCUGUGCCGCCUCCACGGCCCGCCAUCACCCUCCCCAAGAAGUAUCAACCCUUACCUCCAGCACCACCAGAGAUCAGUGCACACUUUCCUCCGAGACAUAUCAUUCCAGAAGUCCAGAGGGGGCUCAGGCAGAUCAGCUCAAAAGACUUUGGUAAGGUCCUUGGAGCCAAAGAAGGAUCUUAUCACCAGACAAAGCCAGGACCUUCUCACCCAUCACAAAACCAAAACCCUCAGAGGAGUCCACCUGACAUCACCAGCUCUUCCUACAUGCCAGCAAAGCACACUGUACACGUCAGAGACCAUACAAGCAUCAUGCAAUGCUGUCCUCAGAGAUGCCAAGCUGCAGCCAGCCACAGCCCUCAUGAUCGUGUGCUGCCCUAUGAAAACACAAACACGGAGAAACCUGUCCCCACCAAGCCUGAUGAAAAGGAUGUCCAGCAGAAUAAAUGGUACGUUGGAGAAUCCAGUCGCCAGGCAGUGGAAGAAGUGCUAAGGAGAGAGAACAAGGAUGGUACCUUUUUGGUCCGAGAUUGUUCCACAAAAUCCAAGGCAGAACCCUAUGUUUUGAUGGUGUUUCAUGGAAACAAAGUCUACAAUGUGAAAAUUCGUUUCCUAGAGAGCAAUCAGCAGUAUGCUCUGGGGACAGGACUCAGAGGAAAUGAGAUGUUUGAUUCUGUGGAAGACAUCAUCGAACACUACAAAUAUUUUCCCAUUAUACUAAUAGAUGGGAAAGACAAGGCUGGUGUGCACAGGGAACAAUGCUACCUCACCCAGCCACUGCCCUUCAGCAGGCGCUUUCUGACUCGGUACUCUAGCCAGGCACUUCAUGAGUAAGCAGCCCAGCCAGUUAUUUCCACAUUGGCAUCCUGGACCUUAGCUCAUCCUUAGCUCAAUGGAGUCAGUGCUUCUACCAUCUGCAUUUAUCUCAAAUUUAUAUUGUCUGUGUCUUCAAGGGAUGACUUUUUUGACUCUGUACAAAAGAAAAAUAUUCUGUAAUGGAACUUGAGAGCUCAAUUAUGCCUUAAAAGCUUGAGUCAUAGAAGAAAUUUUUGCAACAUGAAAAUAGCAAAUGUAGGUUUUGAAAAUAAUUUUCUAAACAGAAAACUACAGACUUGGCUAUCAUACAUUAGCGAUGAGUAGCUAAUACAAGAUCUGAUAGCUUCAAUGUUUGCACCAAGUGUGAGGUCUCCAAACUGCUACUCAGUACAGGUUAUCAGGCUGACCUUCUUUCAAAACCUCUUGCCCUAGGAUGCUAAUUUUUGGAUGGUCCUAUAUGCUAAACAUGACAGUGAAUGUUAGUUAGCUCUAUUUAUCUGUAAUCCUAGAUGUUCAAAAUACAAGGAAGAGAUGUGGCAUGAGGAAAAAAGCCCUGGUGAAUACCAGCUUGAAGACAGAGAAGAAAUAUGUGGACUGUGAUGUGAAAUGGCCACAGACUCAGACUUCAGCCUACUCUGUAAACAGUGACUUCAAUGGAACUAGCAGAUCCAUAGCAAGGAACACAGAGCUCAUCCGAGCCAUAAAGCAAGCAUUCAUUUGAGUGACAGUGAAAAUGUUUUGAAUAGUUUAAUGAUGGCAUUUCCAUUCACAGGAAGAGAAGAACUGUCCUCAAAAGAGUACUGAUGCUUAUAACAGCAUAGCACAUCAUGAUAUUGUCUCUUCUCAGGCAAAAAAAGAUUUGCAUGUUCUCCUACUUCAUAACGCAGAUGAGGCAGGGUCAUUCAAAGGUCUCAUUUAGUAUAAGACGUGAGCCUGGACUAUAACCCAACUUUCCUGUUCCAUGACACUGCAUCAACUCAGAUAUACUCUCUAAUCUAUGGACUUUUAUAAUUGAGCUAUAAACUUUUAUAAUUAAAGCUACACUUUAAAAAUACAUAUUUAUCCACGUUUACCCUUGUAGUACAGUAACUUCACCAAAAUAAAGUGCAAUUGAAUAAAUAGGUAUAACAUAUGCCAGGACAUCAAUUAUUACCAAAUCCACAUGUAAAAUUCAUGAAGCAUUUAUGUAAUUUAUGUUUUCAUGGAGAAAUAAAACCAACCAGAGGACAGGAGAUGUAGUUGACAGAAAGCAUACCUAGCCCUGGGUUAAAUCCCCAGCACUGUAUAAAACCAAGUG